AUGUCUGAGGUGCAAUCAAGGCCGUCUGCCUCGCGUGGGCGCGGCUCAGCGCGUGGUGGACGGGGUGGCCACAUCUCCAGAGGACGGGGCGGCGCCAGGUCGACAGCAAAACCUGCCAGCCAGGAGACCGCUGACCAGACAGCCUCGUAUGAAGACGAAGGAGAGAUCGGCCAACUGAAGAAGAAGCAUGCCGGCAGCCUGUCGACGAUAAAGGAACUCUUCGCUGACUGGACGGAUGAAGACUUGGUUUUCGCUCUGGAGGACGCCAACGGAGACCUAGAGGUUGCCAUUGAGCGCAUCACAGAAGGAACCGUCUCUCAGUGGGGCGAGGUAAAGAAGAAAAGCACUGACCGCACUCGGCAAAAGACCAGCUCCAAGGAUGCCACCCAACCUGUCUCAGGGGAGCAGAAUAUCCCUCCACCUAGAGCAGGACGCGGACGCGGAGGGUUCGACCAGCGUGGCCGUGGCCGUGGUGACCGUGGACGUGCUGGCCGUGGUGGACGAGCUGGUUCUCACGCCGUUCAGCCUUCCCAGACUAAUGGUACGCAUCAGCACUCUACCCCGACCACGGAUGCUUGGGAUUCUAGUGCCGUAGAGCCCUCAGCGCCUGUAGAUGCCCCUACUAUCGAGACAAAACCUCAGCCGGAAUGGAAUACUUCCCAGGAGAUUCCUAAGACCGCGGUAGACCAAUCUCAGAAGACUAGUUUGAUCCCUGAAGGUUCCAAGAGAGGAUGGGCCAGUCUGUUCGCAAAGCCAGCUCCCGAGCCCGUCAAGGAACCCCCAUUGCCUACUGCCCCAAGUGCCCCGGAAAAGCCAGCCGAAGCUCCUGUCGAGCUCAGUAUUCCUGAAACUCCCGCCGCCGUCCCUGAACCAGAACCUCUCCCUACUGAAGAACAAGAAGAACAGCAGCCCGAACAACAGCCGCCUCCACCACCACAGCCAGUUUCCAAACCCGUCGAACAGCCUAAACCCGUCAUACCACAGCAACCACCACCUCCAUCUGUAUCUGUCCCUGUCGAACCUGAAACCCCCGCUCAACCUGACACUGAAGCUCUUACUGACAUCGAAAAGGAAUCUGUCCCACAACAGAAGCAACAACCUCAAGCUCGCACUCCCGCUACCUCUUAUGCCUAUCCCAAGGGCCCCGCUACCGGCUCCGCACGGGGACCAAACUUUCAGCGCCGGGUUAUGGAUCAGCAAGAAGCUGUUGUCAUGCCUGGAAACCUUGCAGUCGACCGUGCUGCUGUCCAAUUCGGCAGCAUGGGACUGAACGGAUCCGUUGAUGAUGUUAACAUUGAUGAAGAAAGAGAAGAACCAGAAACCCGCCCUCAGCCUCCCCAACAUUCCCCCGUCGCCCCCCGUGCCUCUCUUCCGCCUUCUACCAGACCCAUGGCCGUACCUGAACCCACCGCCACUGCCCCUCGACCUGCCCCCGGCCUUCCUCCAGCCCCUGUAGCCUCUGCUGACACCCCAUUCAACGACUUCUCUCGGUACGGCGAGACCCAGAAGCAAUACGAUAUAUUCAACCAAGCCGAUCAACAAGCCCAGCCACAGAGCCAAGAACCCUUCUCCAACCAGGGCAUGCCUUCUCAGCCUGCUGCUGUCACAACCGCUGCCGAUUACUCUACCUUCUACGGUGCUGACCAAUCUCGCAACCCAUACUACUACAGCUCAUAUGGCCAGCCUCAGGACCCCGCCGCCAACCAGCGUGCUGCAGCUGGGUUUGCAGCAAGCGGAGCGGAAUCACAACCUCAAGUGCCUGCCUCUCAGCCUCCAGGCCGGUACGCCCAUGCUGAAGCUCCAAACAGCGGCCAAAACACCCCUCAACCUGUCGUCCCGGGCCAAGUGCAGUCUGCCCAGCAGCCUUCACACCACAUGCCUCAGACACAGGGAGCACACGCUGGAUUCAACUACGGAUACCCCUACUACUCUAACCCUCACUACCCGAACGCAUAUAUGAACCAGAUGACCCAGCAUCAGCAGCAUCAGUAUGGCCGUAACCGCCCUAUGUAUGAUGAUGCUCGCCGAUAUGAGGAACAGCAGCAGCAGCAGCAGCAGCAACAACAGCACUACCUCCCUCAUCAAUCUCAGUUUGCUUACGGUAACCAAUACGCCCCUUAUGGCAAGGGUGGGAUGUAUAACCAACAGCCUCAACAACACGGAUUUGGCUAUGAGUCUUCCCCUGCCAACACUGCAGCCUUCAACCAGUCCGCUCCCCAACGUGACUCUGCUACCUAUGGGCGAGCCGGUUCCGCUCAACCCGCCGAUGGACAGCAACAGCAGUCUACCGGCGCCAAUGCUUUCGGCGGCAUUCCCGAUGUUUUUGGUCGAACCCAGUCGGGAUUUGGCCAGAACCAACCUAUCCCGUCGCAACAGCCCACCAAUGCCGACGAGACAGGCAGCGCUAAAGCGUAUGAUUCCUCAAAAGCCGGCGGUCCCUCUCCAUCUGUAUCGCAUGUCAACCGUCCUGGCUCCGCAGCUAAUAAUGCACCACACCAGCCUGCUACUACGGGACAAAGUGGUCUUCCACCUGUCCCCGCUGCUCAGCAAGCCAACCAGCAAGCUUUUGGUGGCUACCCUCACCUUAACCAGCAAUAUAGCGGUUUAGGAGGCCUGGGCGCUCAUCAGGCCGGCACUACGCAAUCCCACCAUCAGGCAACGGCAUACAACAACUACGGCGCUGGAUUUGGCAGCAACUACUAUGGUAACAACGGCCGCGGUGGUGGCUGGGGCGGAAACUACGGCCACUAA
Messenger RNA from Microsporum canis CBS 113480, 2751 nucleotides. RefSeq lists its product as hypothetical. The coding region runs from base 1 to 2751 and encodes 916 amino acids. The transcript is spliced from 2 exons. The record is from RefSeq and is a predicted model, not a curated record. Gene Ontology annotation, cellular component: nucleus; cytoplasm. Lineage: Eukaryota; Fungi; Ascomycota; Eurotiomycetes; Onygenales; Arthrodermataceae. Gene Ontology annotation, molecular function: ubiquitin binding.